Molecule: messenger RNA, 1521 nt
Organism: Ostertagia ostertagi
Lineage: Eukaryota; Metazoa; Nematoda; Chromadorea; Rhabditida; Trichostrongylidae
Source: the annotation of a GenBank genome assembly
AGGGCGGAAAAACGGGAGCGCAGUUCUGUUCGUCAAGCAGCACCAAGCUCUCUGAGGAGUAAGAGUAAAACGGUAAAUAAGCGGUCCCGUGUUCCGCCCAAUGGACCGCAACAGUGCUGGGUAUGUGCAGGACGUGGACACAUAGCAAAUCAAUGCUUCUUCAAGGGUAAAGCAUACUGCAAUUUGUGUUCACGGCCGGGGCACUUACCCAAGGCGUGUCGGAUGAGGAAAUUCCCGACCAGGUUCUCCCGCCAGGUACACUGGUGUGCGGAGCAAGAUGAUUCCGAUGAUGAGGGAAAUCAAGAAGUAACGAUUAGCAAUGUGCAGACAGCGAGAUGCCGGAAUCAUGUAGAGAAUUCCUCGCAAAGAAACAGGACCGAUACAGGGCACACGGGAAGGCUCGAAGAACCUUUGAUUAUUAGUAAUAGAGUUACCUCAAAAGCACGUGUGAGUAUAGAACCAGCCAUAAUGCUUCCCAUCAUAGUGAAUGGACGUACCGUUGAUUUCGAGUUGGAUACCGGUGCCUCUGUAUCAAUAAUUGACGAGGCGACGUGGUCGAUGAUAGGAAAACCAGAAAUGAGACCGACCAAGCUAGAAGCGACGGCUUACAAUAAUAGCCCUAUCAGUUUUGAGGGUCGAUGUACAGUGGAGUUACAAUUUAAGGGACGUGUGAUAACAAUGGAAGUGUAUGUGUUACGCACAGCUAGCCACCCAUUGUGUGGCAGAGAUAUGAUCAGGGGACUACAAAUAGAUUGUGGACCUCAUGUAAGAAGUGUGGAAGGCAAGAGGCCCUACACUAAAGAGCAGUUACGGGAAAAAAUGAAGAAUUUAUUAGAAGAGAACCAGGUAUUAUUUCAAAAAGGACUAGGGAAAUGUACGACGGCAAAGGUGUCACUGAAGUUGAAACAAGGAUUAGAAAAGCCUAAGUUUUGCAGAGUAAGACCAGUUCCUCUGGCAUUGAGGCCGAAGGUGGAGGCUAAGUUACAGGAGCUGGUAGAGAAUGGUACUUUGACUAGGGUGGAACAUUCGGAAUGGGCUACACCCUUAGUGGUAGUACCUAAGCCAGGAGGAAAAAUAAGGUUGUGCGGAGAUUAUAAGGUGACGAAAAACACCAUUGCAUCCCUGGGAAACGCCUGCGGGGUCUGGCAAAGGUUACAUUUGGAUUUUGCGGAAACCAGUGACGGGAAGCGAUGGCUAGUAAUAGUGGAUGCAAAAUCAAAGUGGCCCGAAGUCGUGAAAAUGGGGGCAACCACGGUAGAAAAAACAAUAGAAAAGUUAAAGGAUAUUUUCAGUAUCCAUGGGUUGCCAGAGCAGAUAGUGGUGGAUAACGGGCCACAGUUUAUAGCGAGAGAAUUCAAAGAAUACUGCAUUAGGAGGAAUAUAGAGUUAAUUUUCAUUCCGCCUUACCAUCAUAAUUCUAAUGGAGAGGCGGAAAGAUUUGUGCAAACAUUUAAGAAGGGAUAUUAUAAAGGAAAGAAAUCGGGCAAAACGGUAGAAGCGGCAGUGAGAGAUUUAUAUAUU